GCAUUUGGGAUGCAGUCGCUUCGAAAUCAUCGACUGAAUCACUUUCAGCCUCUGUGAUUUGCAACAUAAGCGUGAUCUUUUGUAGUGCUGAACACGUAUAGCAAUAAAUCCCACAUAGAGUUGAAAAUAUAAAAAUAAAAGGGAAUUUAAAGGCAUUUCAGGAUAUUCUGUGAGGAAUAAUAAAAAAAAAUAAAAUGAAGGUGACGUUCGUUUUAUUUUUUAUCUGUGUCUGCCUCUUGAAUCACUACACAGAAGCACGACGUGGACGUGCAAGAGGAAGAACAAAAUCAAGGGUGCAAAUUGGAUUGCCAAUCACAGGGAAAUAUCGUGAUCCAGAAUCCGAUCAGUACUACAACAACAACAAUGGGGCGAAGAUUACGCUUGCAUCGCAUUUUGACUAUGAAUACGUUCUUGGGCACAAAAUUGCCUUCCUUUGCGUGGCCAAAGGGAAUCCACGUCCUCAUAUAACAUGGUUUAAGGAUGGUGUGGAAAUUUUCACCCACAUUUACAUGCACGUCCACGAAUGGCGUAUUGGGAAGGAUAAAGUCAAGUCCAAGAUUGAAAUUGAUCCCGCAACGCAAAUGGAUGCCGGUGUUUAUGAAUGCACAGCCGACAAUAUGUAUUCGAUUGAUCGGAGAAGUUUUAAAACUGAUUUCUCCAUUGCAUUCGAUUGAAAUUCUCAUAUAGCAUUCUACCGUAAUAUUAUGUUACAUAUCCUCAUAAUUAAUUCUUUGUGAAUCCAUUUUGUAAUUGUCCCCUAAGACAGCAAUAAAAUGUUUGAGGAAAAGUGA
Molecule: messenger RNA, 791 nt
Organism: Lutzomyia longipalpis
Lineage: Eukaryota; Metazoa; Arthropoda; Insecta; Diptera; Psychodidae
Product: immunoglobulin domain-containing protein oig-4
Exons: 3
Coding region: 195-674 (159 amino acids)
Source: RefSeq, a predicted model, not a curated record